AUGCCCCCCACACUCAUGGCCCUGCUCUGCCUCGGGCUGAGCGUGGGCCUGAGGACCCCAGUGCAGGCAGGGACCCUCCCCAAACCCACCAUCUGGGCGGAGCCAGGCCCUGUGAUCCCCUGGGGGAGCCCUGUGACCAUCUGGUGUCAGGGGACUCGGCAGGCCCAGGAGUUCCGACUGGAUAAAGAGGGAACCUCAUUGCUUUGGGCCACACAGAAGCCACUGGGUCCCAGGGACAAGGCCAAGUUCUCCAUCACACAGAUGACAGAGCGCACUGCAGGGUUAUAUCGCUGUUACCAUCACAGCCCCCCUGACUGGUCAGAGCGCAGUGACCCCCUGGAGCUGGUGGUGACAGCCUACAACAGUGAACCCAGCCUCUCAGCCCUGCCCAGCCCUGUCGUGACCUCAGGAGGGAACGUGACCCUCCAGUGUGGCUCAGGGCAGGGAUUUGGCAGGUUCAUUCUGAUGAAGGAAGGAGAACGCAGGUUCUUCUGGGCCCUGGACUCACAGCGACACCCCAGUGGGCAGUUCCAGGCCUGGUUCCCUGUGGGCCCUGUGACCCGCAGCCACAGGUGGAGGUUCAGAUGCUAUGGAUAUUACAGGAACAGACCCCAAGUGUGGUCACUGCCCAGUGAUUCCCUGGAGCUCCUGAUCUCAGGACCCUCUGGGAGCCCCAGCCCCCCACCCACGGGGCUCACCUCAACACCUGGUCUUCAAACAUACCAGGUAGUUUUGAUUGGAAUCUCUGUGACCUUCAUCCUGCUGCUCUUUUUCCUCCUCUUCCUCCUCAAGCACCAAAAGAAACACAGAAAGUCAGGUGCUUCAGACCCUGAAAUUAAGACCAGAGCACUACAGAAAAGCUCCAGCUCCACAGCUCAUGUUCAGGUGGAGAACCAGUGCAGUCAGAGAGGAGGUGCUUCCAUAAGAGAUACCCAAUCUGAAGAGGACAAAGGGAUGGACAGUGAGGAUGCUCCAUCUGAAUACCCCCAGGAUGUGACCUAUGCCCAGCUGAACCGCUUGACCCUCAACCGAGCGACAAGAGCACCCCGUUCUUCCCCAUCAGAGGAGCCCCCAGAUGAGCCGAGUGUGUACGCUGCUCUGGCUCCAAGGCCAGAGGGAGAAGACUUCAUGAUGCUAACACUCACGGCCCUGCUCUGUCUCGGGCUGAGCGUGGGCCUGAGGACCCCAGUGCGAGUAGGGACCCUCCCCAAACCCACCAUCUGGGCUGAGCCAGGCUCUGUGAUCCCACGAGGGAGCCCCGUGACCAUCUGGUGUCAGGGGACCCUGCAGGCCCAGCGAUUCCAUCUGCAGAAAGAGGGAGACACAGUGUCUUUGGAAACACAGAAGACACUUGAACCCGGAGAAAAGGCUGUGUUCUCCUUCACACGCAUGACAGAAUAUGAUGUGGGGAGAUAUCACUGUUCCUAUCGCAGCCUCACUGGCUGGUCAGAGCACAGUGACGCCCUGGAGCUGGUGGUGACAGGAUUCUACAGCACACCCAGCCUCUCAGCCCUGCCCAGCCCUGUCGUGACCGCAGGAGGGAACGUGACCCUCCAGUGUGGCUCACGGCAGAAAUUUGAGAGGUUCGUUCUCAUUAAGGAAGGAGAACACAGGCCCUCCUGGACCCUGGACUCACAGCCACACCCCAGUGGGCAGGUCCAGGCCCUGUUCCCUGUGGUCCCCGUGACUCCAAGCCACAGGUGGAGGCUCAGGUGCUAUGGCUGUUACAGGAACAGCCCCCUGAUAUGGUCACAGCCCAGUGACACCCUGGAGCUCCUGGUCUCAGGAGCAGCCGACACCAUCAGCCCGUCACAGAGCAGCCCAGAUAACAAGAGUGCCUCCCACCCCCAAGACUACACAGUGGGGAACCUCAUCCGCAUGGGCGUGGCUGGCUUGGUGCUGGUGGUCCUCGGGGGGCUGCUGCUUCAGGCUCGAGACAGCGAGAGGAGGGCCCACGCUGCUGCCAGGAAGUGAGCUCACGGGAAAGGUGCACCGUUCAGAGAGGUAGAGCCUUGGAAAAGAAGUCAUGUGCCCAGAAGGUUCUGGAAGAUAGUCUGG
Molecule: messenger RNA, 2058 nt
Organism: Pteronotus mesoamericanus
Lineage: Eukaryota; Metazoa; Chordata; Mammalia; Chiroptera; Mormoopidae
Product: leukocyte immunoglobulin-like receptor subfamily B member 4
Exons: 16
Coding region: 1-1974 (657 amino acids)
Biological process (GO): cytokine-mediated signaling pathway
Cellular component (GO): plasma membrane
Molecular function (GO): inhibitory MHC class I receptor activity
Source: RefSeq, a predicted model, not a curated record